Messenger RNA from Doryrhamphus excisus (bluestripe pipefish), 5941 nucleotides. It is a transcript of the gene ttll4, whose product is annotated as tubulin tyrosine ligase-like family, member 4. The record is from RefSeq and is a predicted model, not a curated record. Gene Ontology annotation, cellular component: ciliary basal body. Gene Ontology annotation, biological process: protein polyglutamylation; microtubule cytoskeleton organization. Gene Ontology annotation, molecular function: tubulin-glutamic acid ligase activity; tubulin binding. NCBI's taxonomy places the organism in Eukaryota, Metazoa, Chordata, Actinopteri, Syngnathiformes, Syngnathidae.
UGCGUCACUCCGGUAGUACGUACGUACGUGGGUACGUACGGCCGUAUCCUGCCACCAUGUGAGCGAGUCACUCCUGGAAAACAAACAAAAGUGAAAGUAGGAAACAACGCCUGGCUCCUUUAGGAGGACCAAGGAGCGUCCAAGGCUGGAGUGGCCAAGGAAGGGAGGCCUCCCCGCUUUACACUUUGAUGCAAUCUGAAGCUGAUGUUUUCCCAUUUAGGAGCGUUAGCGGAAACAUCAUCAAGCUAACAGGACCCGCCAUUCUAUCUGCUUCCCGACCGCUCCAAAAAGUUGAGGCCUACUAGGAGUCUAUGGCUCGGUCCUCCUUGUGGACAACUGAAGCGGCUCAGCAGUGAUGGUGGCUGUUGGUACUUAUCAAAGCCCAUCCGCAAACACUGCCAGGAACUUCUCAUCGAGUCGGAGCUGACGCCUGCGAAGGCAAGUGUCCGUCAAAGCGGAGAAUCGCUUUCAUCGUCUCCUUUUGGGAGUGCCAUGCCCACCAACAAGUCCACCCCCUGGGGAGGCGGGGAGCCCCGGCCUUGCUGUGACGCAGCCCCGCCCCCCACCACGUCUGUCAACCUUAAGACUGUUAGAACCGCUCGAGUGCCUGAUGCUUGUCGAGAGAACGCCAAAGCGCCGACCUCUCGUUCCUCCGCUGUUGCCUCGCCGGCCCAGGGUCACAACACCAGGACCCAGAGCCGGUCCACAGCCGUGCCAAGUAGGACCGCAACCCCGCCGCCAAAGACGAACAGCCUUCUGAAUUCAAACGGGUCGAUAGCCAGUAGUGACGCCGCCCGGGUCGGCCCCAGCGGGGACACCGUGAUUGGUGUUUACCAUAAAGACGUCCCUCAAGGAGGUCCCACGGUGCAGUUGACCAAGUUACAGCUUGAAGCCGUUGAAAGCCCUACCACACCUUCAGUGCCUCCUGUACGCCUUACUCCUUCCCAACAGCAGGGGGCAGCGUCCAGAAAGGAACCACCCGGCCUCGAUGGCGCUAAAGUGGGCGCGAGAGCGCUAACAAAUGCAAGCAAAAGCCAUAAGGUGGCAAAAGCUGCGACCAACGCCAUCCCAGCACUAAACUGCCACUUGAAAUCAGCCGCCGCAGACAAUCCGGUGCAAGUGGUCGCCGUUUCUCCGCCUCUGGAUGCCAGCCACAAAGACCCGCAAAGUACACCAAACAGACCAGGAAAUGUAGGUGGGGGACUCGGUUCUCCCGCCGCCGCAUCCCACAGCAGUCAUGUGCCAAACGUCCACAGUGUCGAUGCCGCACCGGACGAGGAGCAGACGGGACCGCCAGGCUCCUUGAUGGGCUCUGUCACCACCAAGAUCUCCGCCAUCCGCCUCACCAAGCAGCGACACGUGCGAACCACCACGUCUCCGCGGACGUCCUCCAGCCCACCGCUGAGGCGGUCUGAAGAUGCGGGCCCCGAGUGUGUCAUGCAAGUGGACGGAGGUGAAGAAGAACUGCUGCCCGACGAGCAGGAGAACGUCUGCAGCGAUGACGAUUGCUCCGAGUCGUCCUUCGUCAACGGUACCUCCUCCACCGUGCCCGUCGCUGGUGUUGAAGAGCCCAUGUCGUUGGAGGUGGAGGACCAGCGUGAGAGGAAACCGGCCCUGGUUCCCAGCCUGUUCCCUCACAUGGCUCCCACGCUCUACUUCAGCACGGCCGACGAGCAAGUGGAAAUGCUGCCCGAGGAGCAAAGACGGCUGUUAAAGUGGAAACUAAGCACCGUCACGCCCAAUGUUGUGAAGAACACCAUCGGGAGGUCGCACUUCAAGAUCACCAAGAAAAGCCACGACUGGUUGGGCUCCUGGGGCCACCACAUGAAGUCUCCGUGCUUCAAGACUCUUCAAGAGCACCAGAAGUUGAACCACUUCCCCGGAACGUUCCAGAUCGGCAGGAAGGACCGGCUGUGGAAGAACCUGUCCAAGAUGCAGGUCCGCUUUGGGAAACAGGACUUCAACUUCUUCCCUCGCACUUUCGUCCUCCCUCAGGACAUCCUGCUGCUACGCAAGGCCUGGAAGGACGGCUCCAGGCAGAAGUGGAUCAUCAAACCUCCUGCCUCGGCCAGAGGAAUCGGAAUCCAGGUCAUUCACAAAUGGAGCCAGAUGCCCCGCAAGAAGUCCCUUCUGGUCCAGAAGUAUCUGCACAAGCCCUACCUCAUCAGCGGCAACAAGUUCGACCUGCGCAUCUACGUCUACGUGACCUGCUACGACCCGCUCAGAAUCUACAUCUUCUCAGACGGACUGGUUCGAUUCGCCAGCUGCAAGUAUUCGUCCUCCAUGAAGACGCUGAGUAACAAGUUCAUGCACCUGACCAACUACAGCGUGAACAAGAAGAACUCGGAGUAUCAGGCCAACAGCAACGACAAGGCCUGCCAGGGACACAAAUGGGCUCUGAAGGCCUUGUGGCAGUAUCUGGGCUCCAGGGGAGUGGACACCACGGUGAUUUGGGAGAAGAUCAAGGACAUCGUCAUCAAAACCAUCAUCGCGUCAGAACCGUACGUCAACUCCCUGCUCAAGAUGCACGUGCGGACGCCGUACAGCUGUCACGAGCUGUUCGGCUUUGAUAUCAUGCUGGACGAGAACCUCAAACCCUGGAUCCUGGAGGUCAACAUUUCACCCAGCCUCCAUUCCAACACGGCGCUGGAUGUCGCCGUGAAGGGCCAGAUGGUCCGAGACCUUCUGAACCUGGCGGGUUUCCGUAUCCCUCAACGAGAGGACGUUCCCAGCGGCAGCACGUCCAGCUCCAGCAGCAGUCUGUGUGGUGGGAGCAGGGAGACCACCCACCCGGAGGUCUCUGUUGACGAGAAGGUCAAGCGGGCUUUUUACCUCAAACAGCACUUUGCUGACCAGGACUUCCUGGCGACAGUGUUGGACGUCAUGACCCCCAGCGACGUCCGCGUACUCGCCGAGACGGAGGACGAGUUCAACCGCCGCGGGGAGUUUGAACGCAUUUUCCCCUCGCCGUCGACAUCUCGCUACCUGCGCUUCUUCGAGUGUCCGCGCUACCUCAACAUGGUGCUGGACCAGUGGGAACGGAAGUACUGGAAGAACAGGAGUAAAGGUGUCAAUCUGCUCAGGACUUGGUGUCAGAAAGGAGUUCAUUUGGGUACCAGCGAUCCUGCUCACACGUGGUCCAAGUGUAGCUACAUCUCCAAGCUGGACCACCACAGAGAAGAACCCGUCAAUCCGCCCAGACCCAGGGUGGUGGUCAUCCAUCAGCACCAGACGGAUCCUGCCGACACGGACACCUUUGUCCCCAACGCGCCCGCCUCGCAGUCCAGUCCCGGGUCCAGUGUCGGCAGCAGCGCCUGCGCCAGUCCUCAGCCCAGCCUGUGAGGCGUCCACACCCACCACACCCGCACCGAAUGGGAGGGGUUCAUACACUGAACAGGACCGCACUGUUGUAUUCUAGCAAGUAUGGCAUGUGUGUACUUUGGUGGUCCUAACGUGGGUCUUCCAGGAGUCAAAUCCACCUUUUGAGCUACACACGCCAUUCAUUCCUGUCAUCCUUGACCGACACCAGACAGACCAAACACCGGGUCCUUUUCCGUCUCUCAGGUCCUCAGGUACCGCCUCAAGUCCACCUCAUUCAUUGUUCCUUCCGUUACUAGAGGGGGACCCCUAGAGGGGGACCCCUAGAGGGGGACCCCUAGAGGGGGCGUAGCAUUCCGACACUACCGGAAGCCGUCGUCAUCCUGGUCAAACGUAUCAAAUAUCAGGCUGUCAAAAAUAGAGCGUUAUUGGCAAUAACUCCUUUAUUUGACUAUUUUCCCUACGUUUUUUAACAUCUUUAACGCAUCAUGGCAAGCCACGCCUCCCCGUUAAGUCUCACGCUCGUUAGUAAUUUAUCCCGACUGGAACACAAGACCAGCAUCGUCUACUGUGCGUAUCUCCAACUCCCAAACGCAUCUCCAGUCCGUUCAGCCUCAGGGUGGGACUUCCUCAUGGUCGCUACCGCAAGAUGCAUUCAGGGACAAUCCGAACAUCACAACAGCCUCUUUGCUAUGUGAUUACACAAAAAUGUGAUGACACAUAUUUAAUCAUAUGACAUCCCUAAUAAAAUAAGCUGUCCAAUGAUUUUAAAAAAUUAUAUUUAUUUAUAUAAAUAUUUAAAAAUAAUUUUAUAUAAUAAUUAUUUAUAUAAAAUUUAUUUAUAUAAAUUUAUAUUUAUUUAAAUAAAAUGAAUGACAAAAUACAAUAACAAUAUCAGUUUCAGACAUGUUGAUAUUUUAUUAAGGCUGUCAUAUGGUUUGAUAGCUCAGAUUAAUCACAGUUUUCAAACAAAUUAAUCAUGACUAAUACAUUUUUAAUCAUGACAGCCCUAAAAGUAAAAAUUAAGACUGUCAAAUGAAAAGAAAAUUGAGCUAAAAAACUGAAACUCCAUUUGCCUAACGCUAGUCUAAUAGUAGCAGAAUCACACUUUAUGGGCCAUGAAGGGUUGCGUUCAAAGACACCACGUAACUUGAGUUGAAUUGACAUGUUUGCAAUGUAGGCGGGGUUUUGUUAUGUUUCCGUUUACGCCUCCACGCAUGAUAAAGAGGUGUCGGUGAAUUCAUGUCGCGGUCCUCUCGUGCCUUCGGAUUGGAUGGCUAGAACUAUUCCGGCUACCUCUGCUGUUGAAGUGGAUCCAAUCACAACCGAGACCAAACCACCCAUGCGGAUUAUUUAUAUGAAGCCUUUAAAGGUCCACUUCCAAUGCCGUCUUUGCACGCCACGCUCUCCAGAGACAUUUAAAAAAAAAAAUGGUGUGAAUAUCUUCCUAGCAUAACGGGUGUCAUAUUAAAAGAGCUUGUCUUUCUGUUACUAAGUAGACAACAGCUAAAAUGUCGCUCAGGAUGACACUUGGAAAAGAAAUAAAAGCUCCUCUCCCAACCAAUCAAUGUUUAUUUGUAUUGAUUGAUUUAGUAUUUGCACAAGAAGAGCCAGUGGCAUGCAGAGGGAGCAACAGGAUGUGCUUGGAAACUAUUAAUAUCUGACAGGCAGCCCAUGUAUUAAUAGUACCGUACUAUAAAGCGGCUGGAGCCCCCCAACACCAAUCCCUGCCUACUGCGUACUGUACGCGCUGUUUACCUCCUGCACGGCCAUGUUUUCUUUGUUUCACUAACAUUUUCUUCACACGCUGUGGAGGAUGUAGUGCAGGGGUGGGCAAACUUUUUGACUCAUGGGCCGCAUUGAGUUAACAAAAUUGUGCGGGGGGCCAGAACAUAUAUUUAACACACAUGAUUUUACGCUUAUAAUUUUAAUAAUUUUAAUGAUUUUUAAUAUUUUUAAAAUAAUUUUUAAUAAUUUGUUAUAAUUUUUAAUAAUUUGUUAUAAUUUUUAAUAUUUUUUAAUAUUUUGUACAUAUUUUUUAAUAAUUUUAAUAAUUUUACGCCUUGAAUUAUUUGUCUAAUUUUAAUUGUCAUACUAUCAGCUAUAUGUUCUUGUUUCCUUUUUUUCAGGAGCACUUUAAACAUCAGACCACAUCAAACUACGAUUUAUUUUUAUUUUUUUUACUGAAUAAGACAUCCGACUUGAAAGUCAUGUUGCCAGCUGGUAUGUUAAAAGUUGAAAUACUUAAAAGCAACUGGCGGGCCGGAUUCAAACGUUUGGUGGGCCGCAUGUGGCCCCCGGGCCGUAGUUUGCCCACCCCUGAUGUAGUGGAUUCUACAUCUUACUACAUCUUACUACAAACUGACUGACUUGUCCACUCCGUCACCUUCAUCUUUCUCAGCAAGACACUUGAAGUGUCUCAUUACGUGUUAGAACUCAUUUUUUUCAAAAUGAGCCGCAGCUCCUCAGCGUUGGCAGCACUCAUGGAGCCCCAGACUCAUGAUAUCACUACCACCAGUAAAUGAAAUCUUUUCAGAAUGUCACAGUACGUGUAGGUAUUCUUUUUUAUUUGGUUUAUGAGCCGCCGCUCCACAAUUCCAGCAGCACUCGUGCAGCCCCAGAC